Periophthalmus magnuspinnatus is the source of this 1726-nucleotide messenger RNA. RefSeq names its product sodium/hydrogen exchanger 9B2. The transcript is spliced from 14 exons. Gene Ontology annotation, molecular function: antiporter activity. Gene Ontology annotation, cellular component: membrane. Gene Ontology annotation, biological process: proton transmembrane transport. The coding region runs from base 232 to 1725 and encodes 497 amino acids. Lineage: Eukaryota; Metazoa; Chordata; Actinopteri; Gobiiformes; Gobiidae. The record is from RefSeq and is a predicted model, not a curated record.
UUUGAGAAACUGGACGAAGACACGACGAGACGAUACGCUCAGAUCGGAACAGAGACGCUCAAAGUCCCGCAGGGCGGGGCUAAGGAGCAGAGGACGGGGGGUUGUGUUCAAAUCCAUGUGCAGCCCGGGAGCCAGACCAAGUCCAGAGACCGGACUGAACCAGGACCGGACCAGAGACCCCGGACCCAGGCCUCAGCAGACGGACGGGAGGAGCAGAUCCAGCAGGACGCCAUGGGGGGGCGCUGCUCCAUGUGUGAGACCCUGAGGGACAGGUGUCCCCGCCCCAGAGGACUGCUCAACCUCGUCAUAACUAAAGCCUGCCUCUUGGCCCUGCUCUUCGGUGUGGUCUGGUCAAUCACAGGGUCCGAGUGCUUGCCUGGGGGGAACCUGUUUGGCCUUGUGAUCCUGUUCAUUUGUGCCGUUCUGGGAGGAAAACUCAUGGGACUGAUUAAGUUCCCAACCCUGCCCCCCUUCCCUCCACUGCUCGGGAUGCUGUUGGCUGGUCUGGUUUUGAGGAAUGUCCCGUACAUUUGUGACGCGGUCUACAUCGAUCCUCACUGGUCGUCUGCUCUCAGGAACAUCGCUCUGGCCAUAAUCCUGACCAGAGCCGGACUCGGACUCAACCCACAGGCUCUGGUCCGUCUUAAAGCCGUCUGUAUCCGUUUAGCCGUCGGGCCCUGUCUGGUUGAAGCCUGCAUCGUGGCCGUCGUCUCUCACUUCCUGUUGAACCUGCCCUGGGUCUGGGGUUUCAUUCUGGGGUUCGUCUUGGCUGCUGUGUCCCCGGCCGUGGUGGUGCCGUCCAUGUUACUGCUGCAGAGGGAGGGCUACGGCGUCGACAAGGGAAUCCCGACGCUCCUGAUGGCAGCCGGCAGCUUUGACGACGUUUUGGCCAUCACCGGUUUCUCCACUUGCCUCGGAAUCGCCUUUUCCACAGGCUCCACAUGGAUGAAUGUCUUAAAGGGUCUUCUGGAGGUGGUUGGAGGGGUCCUGGCCGGUCUCGUGGUUGGACUGUUCCUCUGUCUGUUCCCGAGCUCUGACCAGGAGGACCUAUCCUGGACCAGGUCUCUGCUGCUCCUCGGACUUUCGGUCUUCUCCGUCUUUCUGUCACACGUCGUGGAUUUUGCUGGAGCUGGAGGUCUGUGUGUCCUGGUUCUGUCGUUUGUCGCCGCUUUGGGCUGGAGGGUCAAUAAAGCUCCAGUAGCAGCGGUGGUCGGCCAGUCCUGGGAUGUUUUUCAGCCACUUCUGUUUGGUCUAAUAGGAGCCGAAAUCACUAUCAGCUCCUUGAACCCCAGCACCGUGGGUUUGGGCGUGGCCUGUCUCUUUAUCGGUUUGUUUAUCCGAGUCAUUGUCACAUUUCUCCUCGUUCACUUUGGAGGAUUCAACCUGAAGGAAAAAUUCUUCAUCGCAGUGGCCUGGCUCCCCAAAGCCACCGUCCAGGCUGCGAUCGGUUCGAAGGCCUUGGAUAUGGCCCGAGAAAAGGGAGACGAGGUUCUGGAGAAAUAUGGUCUGGAUGUGCUAACAUUAGCCGUGUUAGCGAUCCUCAUCACGGCUCCCAUUGGUGCUUUAGGGAUCGGACUCUCAGGGCCACGCCUCCUCCAGCAGCAGAGCAAAGUACUUACUGCAGUACUGUCUGUAGUUUCAGAAAACCCAGAGGCCAGACCUUCAUCUCCAGGCUCGAACUGCGUCUCGGAGAAGGACUGCGGGACCAUCGAGAGCAAGUUAUGAA